Emericellopsis atlantica is the source of this 1341-nucleotide messenger RNA. RefSeq lists its product as uncharacterized. Lineage: Eukaryota; Fungi; Ascomycota; Sordariomycetes; Hypocreales; Bionectriaceae. The record is from RefSeq and is a predicted model, not a curated record. The transcript has 4 exons. The coding region runs from base 1 to 1341 and encodes 446 amino acids. Gene Ontology annotation, molecular function: glutathione transferase activity. Gene Ontology annotation, cellular component: cytoplasm.
AUGAGCAAACUCAACGGGCCAGGCCAUGACCCUCGUAUCGUCGUCGACCCCCCUGAUCUCGCAGCCUGGCGUGACAAGCUCUUCAACGUGGACGACCUCAUCGUCCUCACCGAUGAUCAGUUCGAGACCUAUUUCCCGCACAUUGACAAUGUCUACUCACACCGCUCGACGCAGCGGUACAAGCGCAAACCGUUCGUCUCACACUACUGGGACUGCCGCAUGAAGGGACGCCCGCCAGGCACGCCCAAGAGCGACGACCCAAACAAGAAGAAGAGGAAGCGCAACGCCAGGGAACGCGACCUGUGCGACGUGAAGAUCAAGAUCACAGAGUAUGCCCCCGGCGCCCAGAUUCAACUGGAGGAUGGCCUGGGCACGUUCCCCGCGCAGCCGCCGCCGGCCAUGGACAUGAUCGGGCCCGGGCAGAAGUUCUGGACGGUCCAGAGGGUCAACGGCAACGGCGGCAACGGAAAGGGGGAUGGCGUGGCCGGGCCACAUCGCCACUCGCUGCAGAAGAGCGAUGAGAUCAAGAAGAACAGCGUGCAGCGAUGGCUGGCCAAGCAGGAGAAGGAGACCAAGAAGGGACAGAGCAAACCUAUCCCUCGGAAGGCUACGGGGACAGCGCUGACGACUGUCAAGAAACACAGCAGGGACAGUGACCUCAAGCUUUACUCGGCCUGUUUCUGCCCGUUUUCGCAGAGAGUUUGGAUUGCCCUGGAGGCUAAAGGCAUCGCGUAUCAGUACUGCGAGAUUGAUCCGUACCGCAGACCCGUGCCCACGCCCUUCCUGGAGGCGAACCCGCGAGGUCUGACGCCUGCCAUUCGACAGGGUGACUGGGCGUGUGCCGAGAGCGCCGUCAUCCUCGAAUACGUAGGUAGAGGCUACGUACAGCUGGAAGAUUUGGACAAGGAGACGCCCCUUUUCCCGACGGAUCCGCGGUUGAAGGCCAACUGCCGCCUAUGGAUUGAUCAUAUCAACGAGCGCAUCGUACCCGCGUUUUAUGGCAUCUUGCAGGCUCGAGACAUGGCUGGCCCGCACCCUGAGCUUGUCGACAAGCUGCAAGCCGCCAUCACCAGCCUCGUGCUCGCUGCGGAUGAGCAAGGUCCGUACUUUCUGGGCGGCAGCCUCAGCCUUGUCGAUGUGCACUUUGCCCCCUUUGCCCUACGGCUCUCGCGUGUACUCCAGCCCUCGCGCGGGUGGUCUGAGCCUAUCCCAGGGACCAGGUGGCACCAGUGGCUGGACGCCCUCGAGGGCAACGUCCAUGUCAGUGCCACCACGAGCACCAAAGAGCUGUAUGUGGAGACCACCGAGGUCCUGCUGAUGAAGCCGGCCCUGCCAGGAUGA